Messenger RNA from Nyctereutes procyonoides (raccoon dog), 1644 nucleotides. It is a transcript of the gene EBPL, whose product is annotated as EBP like. Gene Ontology annotation, biological process: sterol metabolic process. The record is from RefSeq and is a predicted model, not a curated record. Lineage: Eukaryota; Metazoa; Chordata; Mammalia; Carnivora; Canidae. Gene Ontology annotation, cellular component: endoplasmic reticulum; membrane. Gene Ontology annotation, molecular function: cholestenol delta-isomerase activity. Bases 40 to 636 code for a protein of 198 amino acids. The transcript is spliced from 4 exons.
CUCCUCCCGCUCGGGGUCCGCGCCUGCGGGCCGGGCAGCAUGGGCGCGGGCGGCCCGCUGCUGCUGUGCGCCUCGCUGCUGCUGGCGGGCUGCGCGCUGGGCCUGCGCCUGGGCCGCGGUCGGGGCGCGGCGGACCGCGCGGUGCUCGCCUGGCUCUGCUACGACGCCCUGGUGCACUUGGCCCUGGAAGGCCCUUUUGUCUACUUGUCGUUUGCAGGAAGCGUUGCGGAUUCCGAAGGCUUGAUUGCUUCCUUGUGGAAAGAAUAUGGCAAAGCCGACGCGAGAUGGCUCUAUUUCGACCCGACCAUCGUAUCCUUGGAAGUUCUGACUGUUGUCCUGGAUGGGUCCCUGGCCUUGGUCCUCGUUUAUGCCAUAGUCACAGAGAAGUAUUACCGGCACUUCAUACAGGUGACGCUGUGUGUGUGUGAGUUGUACGGCGGCUGGAUGACCUUUGUCCCAGACUGGCUCGUGGGAAGCCCCAACCUCAACACCGACGACUGGCUCUACUUUGGGGUCUACCUGGUAUUUUUCAACAGCGUGUGGGUUCUGAUCCCAGGACUGUUACUGUGUCAGUCGUGGGUGGAACUCAAGACGAUGCAUUACGGCCGGAGCGGCUCACGGAAGAAGCUGCAGUGACGCCUCCAAGUCGCAGCGCUGCUGUCCUCGGGGAGCCGGGGAGCCCCGGCGGGUCAGGCCCCGCGUGUGGCGGCCCAGCGCUCCGCGAGCCGUCGCCUCCCACGCCUGCUCCUAAACGGCCUGUUUCCAAUUGAUCGGUCGGUGGCAAGUUUUUGUUAUUGUUUUUGUUCUUAUUUCAAUUCAGUGACAGUGCGGGGAACAGAGAAUCCGUUUUAGCUUGUAAUAGUAGUAGCCCAUUUCCUUCCGUGCUCUGAGGCUAGCUCGAGUCGUCCACAGCAGUAAAGCCAACUAUCAGAAAAUACCGUAGAGCCUGCUAAUUUCUUAUUCAAGAACAUACUCUCGUCUCACCUGUGAACCCUCUCACGGGUCUUUCGGUUGCCAGAGUGAAGCCGGAGAUGAAAUGGACGCUUCUGGUUUAUUUCUGUACUUGGUCAAAUUGUGAAGCCCACGGAUGCGACGGUCGUCGAACCCGGGAUGGCCAGCUCCCCGCGGGCGGCGGGCUUCCGUCUGCCCCGGUCCGGAGCGGGACACUGAGGAAUGCGCGCACAGUGGUGGCAAGACGUAAAUGGGGAGCAAGGAACACCGGGGGAGUAAGAGUGACAGAGUAAGGUGACGGGAUGCCUGGGUGGCUCAGCGGUUAAAGCGCCUGCCUUUGGCUCGGGGCGUGAUCCUGGAGUCCCGGGAUCGAGUCCCGCGUCGGGCUCCCGGCAUGGAACCUGCUUCUUCCUCUGCCUGUGUCUCUGCCUCUCUCUGUGUGUCUCUCAUGAAUAAAAAUAAUCUUAAAAAAAAAAAAAAGAGUAACGUGACAAUGUGGUGGGGAAGUGGCAGCUGCCGGGCACACCCCUGGCACUUCCCUGCAGUGCGGGAGGGAUGGCGAGCAUCCGGUGUUGGAGGACCUCCGUGAGCACGUGGUGUUGCACGACUUCGGUGACCAUGCGGUGUUGCACGACAUCCAUGAGUGUGGGGUGUUGCACGACUUCAGUGACCACGCAGUGUUGCAUGACAUCC